AUGGAAAAUAUAAUUCCCAAGCAGCUUGCUGGGUACAAGCGACCUAGGACCUCAUCCUCAUCACAGGGUCCGAUUGCAGAAAAGUCGAAUGCGUGCCAGAAUUGUCGCUCUCGCAAGACUGGGUGUGACAAAGCUAGGCCAGCAUGUGGAUUAUGCGUGCGACGUGAGACUCAAUGCACAUACAACGAUACAACCCGCCAUCAAGUGACCCAUCCAACAGCCAAUCAAGCAUCUUCUGAUCCCGUGAGCUUGCAAUCUAUUCAACAUGUCUUGAAUCAUGUCGUCUCUAUGCUGGAGGAUCAAUCUACGAGAUUAGCAGAGCGCCAAGAGUCUGAAAUCCAAAGACACCCUUUGCAAGAUCAGGGGAUGUCCUCGUCAUUUAAUGAGCGUGUACAGCCAAUCACUCCCACCCUCACCGAGGACUUGUACAUCCAAACUCCCAAUUUUCCUGCCUCGGUCAACAGCUAUGAAUCAGUUUUGAAGUGGCCGGUGAUAGAAGACCUCAUCAAAUUGCCUGAUCAUCAUUCAUUUGUGGUGGAUGAUCACCGUGAUGACUUCACAGUGCCUGGUCAGCAACUCAUGUGGGGUGAAGAGCAAAGACUCCGAAUCCUGCACGACGCAGAGAAGAUAAUCUGUCUCGAGAUUCAAUGA
This is a messenger RNA of Penicillium vulpinum, 651 nucleotides long. Its product is annotated as Zn(II)2Cys6 transcription factor domain-containing protein. Gene Ontology annotation, biological process: regulation of DNA-templated transcription. The coding region runs from base 1 to 651 and encodes 216 amino acids. Lineage: Eukaryota; Fungi; Ascomycota; Eurotiomycetes; Eurotiales; Aspergillaceae. The record is from RefSeq and is a predicted model, not a curated record. The transcript is spliced from 2 exons. Gene Ontology annotation, molecular function: DNA-binding transcription factor activity, RNA polymerase II-specific; zinc ion binding.